AUUUUUUUUUUUGCCUUCUAAAUAUAUUUUUAAGUUAAAAACAAUAAUGAAUAAAUCGCUCGAAACUACGAAUACAUCCGGUGACAAGAAGAAAACACAAAUUUCAGACUCGAAACCAUCCAGCAUUAACGUCAAUAGUUUCACUCCAACACCUAUCAAAGAGAAUAUAGAACCAAACGAAGAAUUGGAUGAUGAAAUUGAGAUAACAUAUACAGAUUUUCACGAUGAAUCGCAAUUGAAAAUCGUGCAAAGUAUUAUCGAUAAAGAACUCUCCGAGCCAUAUUCCAUAUAUACGUAUCGCUAUUUUGUCUACAAUUGGCCCGAAUUGUGUUUCUUUGCCUGUCAUGGGGAACGUUAUGUGGGCGUUAUAGUAUGCAAAUUGGAACCACAUCAGACAAGCUGGUUACUUCAGGGUUAUAUUGCCAUGUUGGCUGUAGAAAUGCCCUAUCGUAAGAGAAAAAUCGGUACGUCUCUGGUACAAAUGGCCAUUGAGGCAAUGAUAGAUCGUAGUGCUGCCGAAAUUAUUCUCGAGACCGAGUUGAGCAAUAAGCCGGCAUUGGCCUUAUAUGAAAGUCUUGGUUUCAUACGAGAGAAACGUCUAUUGCGUUACUAUAUGAACGGUGUGGAUGCAUUUCGUCUAAAACUAUGGACACGUGAUGUGACGCCGCAAGAUUCGAGUGAAGAUUAUGUAUAAAGUGUAUGAUUUAACAAA
This is a messenger RNA of Drosophila willistoni, 712 nucleotides long. RefSeq names its product N-alpha-acetyltransferase MAK3 (gene Naa30B). Gene Ontology annotation, cellular component: NatC complex. The record is from RefSeq and is a predicted model, not a curated record. NCBI's taxonomy places the organism in Eukaryota, Metazoa, Arthropoda, Insecta, Diptera, Drosophilidae. The transcript has a single exon. Gene Ontology annotation, molecular function: protein-N-terminal amino-acid acetyltransferase activity. Gene Ontology annotation, biological process: N-terminal peptidyl-methionine acetylation. The coding region runs from base 47 to 694 and encodes 215 amino acids.